CAGAUAGUACCGCACGCAGGUAUACACUGAAACUACUCACAGAGGCUACAAAAUCGGCCAGACGUUGUUUGACAGAAAGAGUCAGAAAACGGAUAUACGGUCAUUCUCUUGCUAGUCCUAACGUGGUGUAAAAGUGCCGUGUUUCUAGUUGCUCUCGUGCGAAAAAGUUGCUCUGAUCCCGGAAAAAAGCGCUAAAAUGGCUGAUGAAUAUUUCUACGGAGCUACCUUGAAGGAAGGAAGCAAGACAGUGACCUGGGAUCCAGACAACAAAGCCGAAGGUUAUCCGCGGACACACAAACUAAUCAUCAAACAGUGCAUCCUGGGUCAUGAGGCAGCUGCCGAUGAGUUCAACGUGGUGCAGGUUGAAACGAUGACCAUCCGAGACACACUGCGCACUCCGAUUGCGGUUCUGAAGGUUGGUGAGUCGCGACAGUGCCGGCUGGAUCUGGAGUUCUCCGAUUCGCCCGUCACAUUCACACUGAUCGAGGGCAAGGGACCGGUACACAUCCACGGCCAACAUCUGCUCGGUUCGCUGGUCGAAGAAUUCGAGGACAUGGAAGAGAUGGAGGAGGAAGUUCCCGAUGAGGAGGAAGAUGACGAGGAUGACGAUGAGGAGGGAGGCCCACAGAAAAAGAAGCAGAAGUUGACUAACAACUCGAAGGGAAAACCGAACGCAGUACAGGCUGCCAGUAAUAGCGCAAAAAACAGCAAAAAGAAAUAAGCUGUCCUCCAUUCCUCCUCCCGAAGGUUGACGAACAGAACGAGCGUACGCAGUAAGUGAAUUCCGUUCGUUUUCCUAUUUUCCCGAGCAUCUCUCCCUUUUAAGUACACAUAAACAAUAUAUACAUCUAAUAUAACAACACAGUAACAAUUGAGAACGAGUUGGAGUUGGAUAACCACCCUCCUCCAAUAUAAUUCUAUCGUUCCUUCUUUCAUCAGAGAAAAUCAUUAAUGAUGAAGGCAAUCAAUUCCUUCUAAACUAAAAUCAGGAUAAUACCUUGAAAGAUACACUUUAGUCUGUAAGAUCUCUUGCGACGCCCGAGCUCUGCGCUUUGUGUUUAACUUAUUUUUGUAAGACUCGCCAUCAGCGCCAUUUAGUGGAAACCUCUUUUUUUUUCUUCAUUUGUGAAAGCGUUAGUAAGAUAGGUAGACUUUUGUGAGCAAAUUCAAGAAACGUGGUACAGUUACAAAAAGUGAGAAAUUGUAAUAAAAAAAAGUAUUCCAUAAACAACAAAGCCAACCAAGUGUUGAACUCAAACUGCGAGCAAACAAGCGAUGGCGGUUUAUUGUUUCCCUCGAAAAUCCUAUUGCAGACUGCCAAUUUGGCGGACCAGGUCGGAAAGUUACAGGAGCAAAUAAACUUUUAGCGUCAAGGGUAACGUGGUACAAGAGAAUGUGAAGAAAUAAAGGAUAAACUAUGACAUGA
Messenger RNA from Wyeomyia smithii (pitcher-plant mosquito), 1426 nucleotides. RefSeq names its product nucleoplasmin-like protein. The record is from RefSeq and is a predicted model, not a curated record. Gene Ontology annotation, cellular component: nucleoplasm; cytoplasm; nucleolus. Lineage: Eukaryota; Metazoa; Arthropoda; Insecta; Diptera; Culicidae. The coding region runs from base 197 to 721 and encodes 174 amino acids. The transcript has 2 exons. Gene Ontology annotation, molecular function: RNA binding; chromatin binding; histone binding. Gene Ontology annotation, biological process: chromatin remodeling.